Molecule: messenger RNA, 642 nt
Organism: Coccidioides posadasii C735 delta SOWgp
Lineage: Eukaryota; Fungi; Ascomycota; Eurotiomycetes; Onygenales; Onygenaceae
Source: RefSeq, a predicted model, not a curated record
AUGUGCUUUUUGGACUACAAAGGACCGAAACUUGAAGGUCUCAAGACGCCAUCCCUGCCGGAAAACUUUGAAGAGCUCGACGAGGUUGCAAAGAAACAUGCAAAGGAAUUGCUUGUUGAGCAGACCCUGUACAAAUACUAUGAUCUUUACUCAGCUUCUAUGAACGUACCGGCUUAUCACGCACUGAGAUAUCAGGAGACACUUCAGGGAGAGAUUGUCACUCUUAUUGGCAUGCUCUUGAAUGAUGGAGAACCAGCCCUGCAAGGGCUCCUGAUGAAACUCGCCAGCAAAUGGGAUCAACUCACCAGCAGCAAGGAAGGCCCUCCAUGCCCUCUGCAGUAUUCAGCUGAAGCCAUCGAUCGCCAGCAGGAAUUGGAGGCGAAGUGGGUGGAAGGGAUAGCGCUGAUGGACGAUGUACUAGAGUCACUAGGAGGAACUAUUUGUGGAUGGGACGGCUGGGUGAGCCAUGAGGAUUAUGAGGCACUCAAGCAAAAACUUGACCUUGUCCGAAAGCAGUUCAUUGAACAUUUUGCUGGCCUCGAAGAGAGUCAUCAAUCUACUAGCCGAGCCAGUGCAUCCAGAAUUAAGACAUUAAUUUCAACUGGCCCUCUUGUUUGCAUGCCCCCAUCCGGCGAAUCCUGA